AUGCCAAGGCCAAACUUCGGCUCUCGGUAUCGUCUUCGGGCUUGGUCUAAAUCCUGUUAUGGCUUCUCACCAAGUUACUCCACAGGCUUUGACCGGCGAGAUCUUCAACUCCACCUUGGGGGCAAAGCUGAACCUCGUAUCGACGGGAGACCGAACGGUUCAGCUCAGGGAAACCCGAGGGGGCCGCUCUGUGGAUCUGCCUGCCAGAAUCCUCCGAGAUCUAUUCGAUGUGGGUGCGGUGUCCGGCACAGAUACUUCGCCUGUCCCUAA
Molecule: messenger RNA, 270 nt
Organism: Colletotrichum orchidophilum
Lineage: Eukaryota; Fungi; Ascomycota; Sordariomycetes; Glomerellales; Glomerellaceae
Exons: 1
Coding region: 1-270 (89 amino acids)
Source: RefSeq, a predicted model, not a curated record